AUGAAAGCAUACUGGUACGAUGACAAGCCGGGCGAUCAGCGCGAACCUCAUGACUCUGGCCGUCCUGUGACGCUGGCUUAUUUGGCAUCCAUUGGGGUCCUGUACCACCACCUUCCCUCUAUCGAGUCAGUCGAUGCACUGGCUAAGGAGCGCGGAUAUAAGAACCGCGAUGAGAUCGUUGUCUCGCCACAGACAAUGGGUGACGCAUACGAAGACAAGGUGAAGAUGUUCUUCCAUGAACACCUGCACGAAGAUGAGGAGAUUCGUUAUAUCCGUGACGGCGAGGGAUACUUCGACGUACGUGGUCAGGAAGAUGAGUGGGUUCGCAUCAAGCUGGAGAAGGAUGACCUGAUCAUUCUUCCCGCCGGUAUCUAUCAUCGGUUCACUACCGAUGACAAUAACUAUGUCAAGGCCAUGCGUCUCUUCCAAGAGGAACCCAAGUGGACUCCUUUGAACCGAGGCGCCGAUGUCGAUUUAAACUCUCACCGUCAAACUUAUCUUCAAAAGGUUCAAAACAAUGCUCUGGCCUAG
Messenger RNA from Aspergillus clavatus NRRL 1, 531 nucleotides. RefSeq names its product acireductone dioxygenase (Ni2+-requiring). Lineage: Eukaryota; Fungi; Ascomycota; Eurotiomycetes; Eurotiales; Aspergillaceae. Gene Ontology annotation, molecular function: acireductone dioxygenase [iron(II)-requiring] activity. The transcript has 3 exons. The record is from RefSeq and is a predicted model, not a curated record. Bases 1 to 531 code for a protein of 176 amino acids.